Molecule: messenger RNA, 1728 nt
Organism: Gongylonema pulchrum
Lineage: Eukaryota; Metazoa; Nematoda; Chromadorea; Rhabditida; Gongylonematidae
Source: the annotation of a GenBank genome assembly
AUGACUUUAGCAAGAAUGAUGUUGCAGGGUGAAGUUGGUUUUCCUGGAUUACCUGGUAUGCCUGGUGAUGAAGGUUUAACUGGCCUACCGGGAAUACCGGGUGUCAAAGGUAUGCGUGGCAGUGCAGGUGCGCCAGGUGCACCCGGUGCAGAUGGUCGUCCUGGUCUUGCUGGUGCACGUGGUGAAGAAGGACGUCCAGGAUUACCGGGGGCAGCAGGAACUGGUGUCCAAGGUCCACCUGGUGAUGCAGGUUAUCCUGGAUUAGAUGGCAAACCGGGUCUACCUGGCCGAAAAGGAGAACGAGGUUUGGAUGGGCUACCGGGUCUGCCAGGUGCACCGGGCAUGCGAGGCGUUGAUGGUUCUCCGGGUUAUGUUGGCGAGAAAGGUAUCGCUGGAAUCCCAGGAAAACCAGGUUCUCGUGGUGAUGAUGGAUUACCGGGUAUCCCAGGAUUGCCGGGACCAGUGGGUCCACCUGGAAGAGUCGGUCUUCCUGGAAGGCCUGCUGCUUACAAUAAAUAUCUGCACUCACCAAAAGGCGAACGCGGUGAUCCUGGACCACCGGGACAGAAAGGAUACCCAGGAGAAGUUGGAAGUCCAGGAUAUGAUGGAGCUCGGGGACUCCCAGGUGCACCAGGUCGGGACGGUUUUCCAGGUGCUAAGGGCGAGAGAGGUGUUGAUGGUUUGCCGGGAAUACCAGGAAGAGAUGGAGCACCGGGAUAUCUGGGAGAGCGCGGAGUACCGGGUGCACCAGGUGUAGCGGGAUAUCCUGGCAAUGAAGGAAAGCCAGGACUACCAGGGCUUCCAGGACUUAAAGGUUCUCGUGGUGAUGAUGGAUUACCGGGUAUCCCAGGACUACCAGGGCCAGUAGGUCCACCUGGAAGAGUCGGUCUUCCUGGAAGGCCUGCUGCUUACAAUAAAUAUCUGCACUCACCAAAAGGUGAACGCGGUGAUCCUGGACCACCGGGACAGAAAGGAUAUCCAGGAGAAGUUGGAAGUCCAGGGCUACAAGGACCGCCAGGACCUGCAGGAUUUCCGGGACUACCGGGACCGCCGGGAAAUCCCGGCUUGCCUGGCUACCGUGGUGCUAAAGGUGAAAUGGGAGUUAAUGGAUUACCGGGUGCAGCCGGUCGAGUUGGACAGCCAGGCCCUCCAGGACAGCCUGGAUACCCCGGGCCACCAGGUGGUUGGGCACCUUCACGCGGCUUCACAUUUGCAAGGCAUUCACAGACAACCGAAAUACCGCAGUGUCCAGCUGGAUCGCAAAUGUUAUGGACUGGUCAGCCAGGAUCAUGUUUAUCGAAAUUCAGCCCGAUGCCAUUCAUGUUCUGUAAUUUGAACAGCGUAUGCCAUGUUUCCAGCAGAAAUGACUAUUCGUUCUGGCUUUCCACUGCUGAACCAAUGACGCUAAUGAUGAAUCCGGUAUCUGGCUUAGCAAUUCGGCCGUACAUAUCACGAUGUGCGGUGUGCGAGGUGCCAACACAAAUUCUGGCGGUGCAUUCGCAAGAUUCCAAUGUGCCGCAGUGUCCACGAGGAUGGUCACCACUCUACUCCGGAUACUCGUUUGUCAUGCAUACCGCAGCGGGUGCCGAAGGAACAGGACAAAAUCUCGAAUCACCGGGAAGUUGUUUGGAGGAGUUCCGAGCUGUACCAUUUAUUGAAUGUCAUGGCCGAGGAACGUGUAAUCACUAUGCAACGAACCAUGGCUUCUGGUUAGCCAUCAUUGAUAAG